AUGGAUGGACUUUGGGAUUUCCCAGACCAAUAUAUUGUUGAGCCUACUGAUGGUUCUGGUGGUUCCAUUUUGCAAGUUAGUAAGGUGGAUGGGUCUAUGAAACUCAUUGAUGAUGUUCUGCAAUGUAGUUCUGUUCGAGGGCCAGAUAUUCAGACAAUAUAUGGUGUGGCUGGGAUGAUAAAGUUGUUAGCAGUCUAUCCACUAUUCCGACAUGCAUUGGAAUCUGUAUCUCACUCGUCGAGAAUACAGGUGAAUCUGUCAUCAAAUCUUUUGACAGAGUUGUCAGAUGCUUUUGUCAAUUUACAUAAAGAAUUUACAAUUGACAUUCUAAGACAGGAUGGGAUCGAUUUGAGUUGAAAUCUUUGUUGAUUGAUAAGGGAAUUGUCGAGACAUCUUCCACUUUAUGCGGA
Impatiens glandulifera is the source of this 410-nucleotide messenger RNA. RefSeq names its product phosphoinositide phosphatase SAC6-like. The record is from RefSeq and is a predicted model, not a curated record. The transcript is spliced from 6 exons. Lineage: Eukaryota; Viridiplantae; Streptophyta; Magnoliopsida; Ericales; Balsaminaceae. Bases 1 to 357 code for a protein of 118 amino acids.